Molecule: messenger RNA, 433 nt
Organism: Cucurbita pepo subsp. pepo (vegetable marrow)
Lineage: Eukaryota; Viridiplantae; Streptophyta; Magnoliopsida; Cucurbitales; Cucurbitaceae
Source: RefSeq, a predicted model, not a curated record
ACAUACCAAAAGGGGAAGAAAUCCAAAAAUCCAAAAAAGCACAUAUCAUUCAAACAACGGACGGUAGCCUACAUGGAGCCAUUUACACUCGACGUGUUCAUCUCGAAGCGGUUUGUUUCAGCAUCGCUCACGCACAGGGUGACUUGUAAACAAGUUGCAGUUGCAGGUACGAACUCGAAAGAUAUCAAAGCUGUUCUUCAGUCUCGUUCGGACAUUCCUGCUUGUUUGGCUGUAGGCCGUAUUUUAUCUGAGAGGGCUAAAGAAGCUGAUGUUUAUACUGCUAGUUAUACUCCUAGAGAGAGAGAUAAAUUUGAAGGCAAAAUAAGAGCUGUGGUUCAGUCUCUUAUUGAUAAUGGGAUUGAUGUAAAAAUCUAUCUGGAGUAAACAACCAAUUAUCCUUUUGAAAUAACACUUUGGAUUCUUCAUUAAUGCU